Messenger RNA from Metarhizium album ARSEF 1941, 1242 nucleotides. RefSeq lists its product as uncharacterized. The record is from RefSeq and is a predicted model, not a curated record. The coding region runs from base 1 to 1242 and encodes 413 amino acids. Lineage: Eukaryota; Fungi; Ascomycota; Sordariomycetes; Hypocreales; Clavicipitaceae. The transcript has 3 exons.
AUGGCGCAGCAGGGUUUUCAUGGCCCCGGCCUCCCAGCCGCCUAUUUCAACGACAUGUCGAAUCAAGAACUGUACAGUGCCAUACCGGCCGCCGGUCUCUAUGUCAUACCGGCCGUGGAUCCGCAAAACUUGACCGAGGAAUUCCACUGCCGAGUACGGGAACGCCAAGCUCGGCCUGCUCAGUUCGUUUCAAACGGGCCUGCCCAGGAAAUAGUCCAGGUCAUACCGCAAUACCCCUUCGAGGCCCAAAGGCUGUUGGACGUCGUCAAAGAGGAAAUGCGCUGUUUCAAUGCGCUCGAGGAGGACAGGUGUCCCCCCUGGUAUCCCAAGUCGCAAGUCGCGCACGUCGUCCACCACCCUGAGGAUGUGCCGGACAUCACCUCGCCUUGGAAGGGAGAAUGCGACGACGGCGCCCGUGUCCUGUCCAAGCAACUGUAUUACUGGCGCAGGUUUCGCUCCUGGCAGAUAGACCGCCGCGAACGACUGACUCUCUUCGACAUCGAACGAGAAUCGCGCGCUCACCUACAGAGACACGGCAUCCAGAUUCCCCGUGACUUUGAGUUGGACGAGCUGCCAAGCCAUCAAGACCAGGCAAUGGAAUGGCUGGAAUUUCUCGACUUUGUCGGACGAGAACGCAGUGUGCUCCAGCGUCGACUGAAAGAGUGCCAGAGGCUUCAUGAAUUCCACUGGCACAAAGUGCGCAAUUCGGGCCAGUUGGCUGGUGACACGACGGAAGAAGACGUCGUGGCUCAGAGAGAAGAUCGUUUGGCGUGGUUCAGAGCCCGCCGCCACGAGGUAACAACGGCCGCCAAUGCAGAUCCUGAAUGGGCGACCAAACGGGUGAGUGAACUAGACCGUCAAUCAAACAUACUCGAGGAGUAUUACGCCGGCGUCGAUAUCCUGCAUCGGGCAAAACGCUUCCACGGCCAAAUGGCCGCCAUUUGGGAUUGGGCCGUGGCUCACUUGUUCAGACUCGUUCCAAAACGUGGCCAGCAAGUUCAACUUCAAGCAGACAUCGGCGACGGAGCAGUCGCCCAGACGGCCUCUGCAGGUUACCGAGAGAACAGUGGCGCUUCCCGCCGUUUUCAACCACCUCUGCCACCGAGCGCUUGUUCUUCUCCUGCUGCGGAAAGCCCAAGUUCUCCAGAAAAUCCGGCCCCGACAAGGGGACAAACGUGGUUGGCGAUGAUGACCCAUCCAAGCGACCCAAGAGGAGAGCGAGGAAGCCGUUGCGUCGGAUAA